AUGUUUAAAUAUAUGGUGUUCACCGCUCUCCUGGCUUUCGCCGCAGCCAAGCCCAAGCCACUAGUAGUGGAAUAUCCAUUAGCAGCAGCAUACGAUUACGUUUCUCCUGUUGCUGCAGCCUACACAGCGCCUGUGGCUUACACCAGCGCAUAUGACUACGCUCUCCCGUACUCCGCAUACACAUACGCAGCUCCGUAUACAUAUUACGUUCGCUGA
This is a messenger RNA of Arctia plantaginis, 216 nucleotides long. The record is from the annotation of a GenBank genome assembly. NCBI's taxonomy places the organism in Eukaryota, Metazoa, Arthropoda, Insecta, Lepidoptera, Erebidae.